CAUCCCGCUUUGACAAAUUUUGGAAAAUGACGAGAGUCCCUUCCUGGCUUCCUCUAUUUCCCUAGGCUUCUUCUCAGUUCUCUCACUCAGUCGAUGUUUUCGGCCGAACUAAUUUAAAAUCGCUACGGAGGAUGAUGGUGGAGGAGCUUCAGGAUUCCAAUCUGGUCGAUCCGUUACUCGACCGGUCUACUUUCUCUUUAUUUCCUCGAACAUUUGGGGAUUUUACGAAAGCUACAGAUGAUUCACUGCAGUCCGGCUUGGAAUCUGUUCACAGUUAUCUCAAAUCCAUGGCACUAAGAAGUCCAAAUAAGCUUCUGGAACAGGCAAAUAACAUUUUAAGAAUUAAUUCGGAAGUUCCAAAUUCCAACUUACCUUUCCAAAUGGCAUCAAAAGACAAAGUUGGAGCAGCAGCUGCUGCAAAGGGUAAUGAGCGUCCCCCAGAAAGAAGGCCAGCCUUGAAUCGUAAGCGAGCUCGGUUUUCUUUGAAGCCUAUGACAAGUCAGCCAUCUCUUGAUGUGAAUCCAAGUUUAAACAUCGAUCAAUUGGAAGACCCAGGGGAAUACUUCUUAGCACAUGAGAAGCUUGAAAAUGCCAAAAUGGAAUUACGGAAACAGAGAGGUGAUGCUAUGAUCGAUUCAGAUCAGCAUAAUUCGACUGAAACAAGAAGGAACCGUCGACCUGGACUGUUGGGGAAGAGAGCAAGUUAUAAACAUCAUUCUUCGUUGUCGUAUUCUGAGGAUGUCGAGAGAAUUGUAUCUUCACAAGGAAUUUUUGAAAUGAGCAUUUCUAGUCCAUCUAAGUAUAUUUCUGACCCAGAAACAACAGAUCAGCAUGGGGUACCAGAGGAAAGGAAAAUAUCUGGGGUUGAACAAGUUGAUGGCACUCAAGAAGAAGAUUCAAUAGCUCUGACGGAGGAGAGAGUUGGGAAGUGUUUGGAUGAAUUUCUGUCCGCUGACUGUAUGGACCUAGAUGAGAAUGGAGUGGUUGCUUUCCUGCAGGAACGCUUGCAGUUUAAACCAAUCAAUUUGGACAAAUUAACUCUCCCUGGCUUGGACUCUAUCAUAAGAAAUGAUCUUGAGGCACCAGUGGAGCAGUUAGCGAAGCCAAGAAAGGCGCUGACAGAUAUACAUAAUACAAUUAGGAGGGCAGACAGCAAAACAUCUGAAGAACAUAGGAAGCUUCUAGGAGUCUCAGCUUGUCCACAGGCUUCACCUACGCCACAAAAGAGUCCGCUUGCAUCAUUAUCUUUCUUACAGAGGCGCAUUUCACGCAUGAGUUCAACAAGUGGUCCAUUCUCUGCCCUUGGUAGUGAUACCUCGCGAGCUAGACAUUCCUUUAGUGUUGAAGGCAUUGGCAAACAAGCUGUUCCACCAUAUGCUUUUACCGAUCACCUUGAUGCUUGUAACCAUACCCCUUCAGGGGUUGAUGGACAGGGAUUGAGUUCUGGUGAACUGCGGUCACAGUUGGUAGGAAAGGAGGUCAACGAUGCAGCCAAUAGUGUGAUUUCAGGAAAGGAGGUGAUAGAAUCUUUGGCUUCUUCAUUGGAUAGGCCGGUUGAUGAAAACUCAAAUGGACAUGAUACAAGUACAGAUGUCAGGUCAAAUGGAUCUGAAGGUGGCUCUGAGGACAAGGUAGAAGAUGUGCUGCAGGAAGCAAUGACUUCCAUACAGCCUGAGCUCAUUGUUGAAGGUCUAACUGUGGACCCACCACAUUGCGGUGACAGUCAGUUAGAUCAAUUGGGUCCUACUGCAGGAGAACAUUGUUCAGUGGAUGCACAUGCAGAAACCAGUGAAAUCCCUCUUGAACAAAAUGAUGAGGAAAAUGAGCUAAAUUCAAGAACACCACCAAACAUGCAAUCCAAACCUAAAUUGCAGGCACGCAAAAGAGGGAAAAGAACAAGAGUUUCUCAUAGGCAGAGCCUUGCAGGGGCUGGUUCUUUGUGGGAAUCUGGGGUGAGGCGAAGCAACAGAAUCAAAGUACAACCAUUGGAGUGGUGGAACGGCGAGCGAUUUUUAUAUGGACGCAUACAUGGAAGCCUUGAAACAGUAAUAGGGUUGAAGUAUGUGUCUCCAGCAAAGGAUGGAGGAAAGCCUACAGUCAGGGUGAAAUCGUAUGUAUCCGAUGAAUACAGACACCUUGUAGAACAAGCAGGUUUGCACUAAGAUCUUGUUUGCACAAAUAUGCAUUGUAUCUCCGAUCUGUCUCUUGGCGUCUACGAGCUGUAGCGUAAGGGAAGUGAUGUAUAUGCUCCACAUGUGUAUUCUUGGUUAACAAUGUAACUUGAAAAUGCUCCAGGCUUCAAUGAUUAACAUUUUCUGUUAUCUAUCCAAACAAAAAAAAAAGAAAAAAAAAGAAAUCCAGGCUUCCCCUUAGUGAAACAAAUCUAUUGAUUUGAGAUGGAAAUCAUCUUCUCUAGAGAUGAUCUUGUUAACAAAGGUUCGUAUCUUGCCCUCAUGUAAUACUUUUGGAUUAUUUGGUUUACUUUCUGAUUGGUACAUGGACAAUUUUUUCUUUGCUUAAA
Messenger RNA from Macadamia integrifolia, 2521 nucleotides. RefSeq names its product centromere protein C. Gene Ontology annotation, biological process: spindle attachment to meiosis I kinetochore; kinetochore assembly; attachment of mitotic spindle microtubules to kinetochore. Bases 132 to 2162 code for a protein of 676 amino acids. The record is from RefSeq and is a predicted model, not a curated record. Gene Ontology annotation, molecular function: centromeric DNA binding. Gene Ontology annotation, cellular component: kinetochore. NCBI's taxonomy places the organism in Eukaryota, Viridiplantae, Streptophyta, Magnoliopsida, Proteales, Proteaceae. The transcript is spliced from 11 exons.